Prunus mume (Japanese apricot) is the source of this 714-nucleotide messenger RNA. Lineage: Eukaryota; Viridiplantae; Streptophyta; Magnoliopsida; Rosales; Rosaceae. The record is from RefSeq and is a predicted model, not a curated record.
AUGCGAGAUGCGAAAGCUCUGGGUAUUAUCCAGAAUGCAGUCUCAGAUCAAAUAUUCCCUCGAAUUGCCAAUGCUGAUACAGCGAAGAUGGCAUGGGAUCUGCUAUAUGGUGAAUAUCACGGUGGUGAUCAGGUACGAUCAGUUAAACUCCAAAAUCUUCGACGUGAAUUCGAGUAUACUAGAAUGCGUGAUGAUGAAACGUUAUCUGGGUAUCUUACACGGUUGAAUGAACUGAUUAACCAAAUGAAGACGUUUGGUGAGAAUACGAAGUGUAUAGACGAGGUUGAUUUACAGGAGGUUCUGGCAAUUCUUAAGAGCCAGGAACAACGCUUUGAUAUGCACACUGUUGAUGCUACUGAUAAGGCUUUUGGCUCUUUUUCUGUGAGUUCAAAAGGUCAGCAACAGAGGGGUAAUUCUCAGUCAAGUGGAUCUAAGAAAAACUGGAAUGAAAAGGGCAAGAAGUGGGAUUCAAAGCCUCAGUCCCAUCAAAGGUUUGGGCAUUGGGCUAGAGAAUGCACAGCAGGCAAGGUUGUUCAAAAGGCAAACUGUGCUAAUCAAGCAGAAGUGACAGGCAAUCUAUUCUAUGCUAAUAGUGCAAUUACUGAGGUCAAGGUGAAUGGGAACUGGUACAUUGAUAGUGGUUGUAGCAACCACAUGACUGGAAAUGCUGAGCUUCUUAUGGAUGUAAGGACAAAUGUUACUGGAAAAGUAUAA